AUGACUGCCGUUCAGUUGAAGUUUUCGCUGCGCACUUCGUCCAAUGUCAAGACGGUCCAUUUGCUGGGCUCGUGGGACAACUACUCGCGCCAGAUUCCCUUGUCGCGCGAUGACUCCAAGUCGGGCUCGUGGAUCGGCAAGUUCCGCUUCCAGACCUCCAUGCUAAAGUUGGGCCAGCGCUACUGGUACUACUACAUCAUGGACGGCUACCACGUGUCGCACGACCCCGCCGUCGAGCACACGGUCGAGCCCACCACCGGCCGCAAGCUCAACAUCCUCGACGUCCCAGGGGGGACCAAGAAGUCGUCGAGCUCGUCCGCCCCCAAGCACAGCUCGCGCCGCACCUCAGGAGACGUCGUGACGGGCCGCGCGCUCUCGCCCUCCAAGAUCCACCACCCGAAGCCGUCCAAGCCGUACGCGUCGCGCCAGAUCCGCGAGGCCGACUUCGCCCCCACCAUGGAGGACCUCACGCGCCGCUUCGCCGGCUCCCGCAUGUCAGACGAGUACUCGUACUCCAACAGCCCGCCCAGCUCCGUCGGCUCGUCGCUCUCGUCCCGCUCGUCGGGCAGCACGUCCCCGUCCUCGCUGUCGUCCAUGAGUGACCCGCCUUCGCCCAUCUGCCACUGCGAGCGCUACGGCAUCACCCGCAAGGGUGACCGCGUCAAGCUUGACUGCGGUGGCUCGCGCUGUGGAUACGUCACUGAGUCGUCUGAGGCGAGCUGCUCUGAGUCGGAUAGUGAUGAGGAGUACCGUCGUGCUCGCAGUGCUGUCCGUCGCCAGGGUAUCGUCGUCCGGAGGUAG
This is a messenger RNA of Aspergillus campestris IBT 28561, 801 nucleotides long. It is a transcript of the gene esdC, whose product is annotated as GTP-binding protein EsdC. The record is from RefSeq and is a predicted model, not a curated record. The coding region runs from base 1 to 801 and encodes 266 amino acids. The transcript is spliced from 2 exons. NCBI's taxonomy places the organism in Eukaryota, Fungi, Ascomycota, Eurotiomycetes, Eurotiales, Aspergillaceae.